Messenger RNA from Drosophila eugracilis, 2891 nucleotides. RefSeq lists its product as uncharacterized. The coding region runs from base 146 to 2089 and encodes 647 amino acids. The record is from RefSeq and is a predicted model, not a curated record. Gene Ontology annotation, molecular function: monocarboxylic acid transmembrane transporter activity. The transcript is spliced from 4 exons. Lineage: Eukaryota; Metazoa; Arthropoda; Insecta; Diptera; Drosophilidae. Gene Ontology annotation, biological process: monocarboxylic acid transport; transmembrane transport.
UAUACAUAUAUCUACCACAACUCACAUAGAUAUAUAUAUAGAGAGAGACACCUAAAAUAAAACUAAAACAAAAACAAAGCAAAAUCCAGGAAAAAAGCAGACAACCGAGGAGAAUCCAAAACAAUAACAACAACAAACAGAAGAAAUGGCAACCAAACAGCCCAGAAAAGUGGCGCCCGACGGCGGCUGGGGUUGGGUGGCUUGUUUUGGCGUUAGUUUGGUCAACUUGGCAACCCGCUCUAUUGAACCCUCGUUCGGUCUGCUCUUCGGCGACACCCUCAAGGAACUCAAUGUGGGCACCACGGGAGCUGCGGUCAUCAUCAGUGCGCUGGACGUAUGCAUGAACUUCUCUGGAUUGUUUGUGGGACCACUGCUUAAGGAGUUCUCCUACCGCAAAGUGGCUAUUGCUGGAUCUUUACUGUGUGGCCUGGGCCUGGCGCUCACAUCGCCGGCGACGAGUAUGGCCCAUAUCCUCAGCACUUAUUCAGUGAUCAACGGCAUUGGGGUUGGUCUCUCUACAUCGGCGGCCUUUGUGGCUCUCAAUCAUUACUUCAAGCAUAAGCGUGGACAAGCAGUGGGUCUCUCGAUGGCUGGUACAGCCAUGGGAAUGCUGAUAAUGCCGCAGCUAGUGCGAAUCCUAUUGGAGGCCUAUGAUUUUCGCGGGGCAGUGCUGUUGCUGGCUGGCGUGGCCCUCAAUGCCACGGUCGGAUCGGUGCUGCUGCAGCCGGUGAAGUGGCACAUGAAGGAGGAGUUCGACGACGAGGAGCUGAUGUGCAUCUCGGCCCUGCCCACCCCGCAGCCCCAGCUGACGGUGGGCGGAGCAGGUGGCGCGGCAUCAGCUGGAGCGCCCGAGUUCAAGGUGAUCAAAGAGGAUGGCAACGAAGAGGAUGCCUUGCCAGAAAUGAACACAUUGCUAUUCCAUAAGCAUAAUCCCCACCAGAACUCGAUGCGCAAGAAUUAUUCUGAAAUGGCCAUGAAUACAAUGAAUGGUACACGUCUGGGUUUGCCAAAGAGGCCAACAUUCCCAAGGAUCAUGUCCCUGGCCGGUGUACAGUCCGCUGCCCAUGGCGCUGAUUCUGGCGGCUAUACAUCACAGGCGGAGGUCAAUGCCACGCAGCUGCGCUGCCGCAAGGCCUCGGUCACCUCGAACCUCUCCUACAUGGACUUCACCGGCUCCAUUCUCCAGGUGCAUCUCAACACCGGCGACGAUGAGUUCGAGCAGAACGAUCGUGAACUGCGACGUGUUGGCACCGCCACGGGCAGCAUUGUCCUCGGCGGUCAUCGCGAUAGUUUCAUUAAGAUGAAACCCACUGAAUUGGAUAAACAGGCCGAGGCAGCCGCUGCCCUUGAUGAGGAGGCUAAGAAGAAGGCCAAGAAAGCAGGCUUCUGGCGUCGAUUUGCCGAUCUUCUUGAUAUUGAUAUGCUCAAGGAUAAGAUGUUCCUCAAUCUGCUGUUCGGUCUUUCUAUCUUCUAUGUGGCCGAGAUGAACUUUAAGAUGGUCACUCCGUUCUUUUUUGCCAAUCUGGGCUAUAAGAAGGCUGAUGUGGCUUUCUGUCUUUCGAUCACGGCCAUUACGGAUAUUGCAGCUAGGAUAGUGUUACCACCAAUUUUCGAUCGUACCACAAUCAAGAAGCGGACUGUUUUCCUAGUUUCCAUCAUUUUUGUGGCACUGACACGUUCAAUUAUGGCUGAGCAGACAGAAUGGACCCAGUUGAUGAUUUGGCUUUCCAUCUGCGGCUUUUUCCGAGGAUCUGCUCUGAGUAACUUUACCUUAACCGUCUCUGAAUAUUGUUCACUGGAGAAACUGCCCUCGGCUUUUGGCUGGCAUUUGGUGGGCAAAGCCCUAUUUGUGAUCACAUUUGGUCCACUAAUUGGUCUCAUUCGUGAUGUGACCGACAGCUAUCCGAUUUGUAUACACACUCAGAGCGUUUGCAUUAUGAUUUGUGCCUUUGCCUGGGGCAUUGAGUAUCUGGUGGAGUAUAUCCAAUCGAGACGUCGCACAGCCGAUGCCGCCCAGCUGCCCACCCAAGAUGUUGCAGGAGCAACGACAACAACAACAACGACAGGACAGAAUGAUGUGAAACUGUAAGAAGCAGCUGUUGGCAUGGGGAAAACAAUGGACCAGAACAAAACAAUGAAGAUGGACUAGAGAGAUCUACAUUAAGGAAGACAGUCUCGCCGCGGGGCGGAGGAUAUCCUCCAGCGAGUACCCAAAAACUUUAAAUAUACAUAUAUACUUAAGAGGUUACCUGCACAAAAAGAGUAAAGAUACUUAAAUGGUUAACUACCACUAAUAGUUAUUCUUAACUCUCUAGUGUGGGUACCUAAAAUCCCCCCAAAAUGUAUUAAAACUCAACUUAGUUAAGUCAUUUUUUUCGUUUGCGCUCUAAUAUUCGUGUUUUUUUUUAAAUAUGUUUAGUGAGACUUGAAAUCUUGGAGAGACAUAAUCACACACACACUCCAUACCACACACAUAUAACAUAUAACUAUAUAAAGAUAUAUAUAGGCAAGAUUUGUCAGUUUUAGUUGUAUAAAUCUCAACAACUGAAAAUCAACCUAAGGGUAUGAACCUAAAGAAACCACAACAAAGUGCGUUUAAUUCUUAAUAAUCAAGAAAAAUCAAGAAAAAAAACCCAUUUAAGUUUCUUAGUUACUUUCAUUUUUUAGCCGUUCUAAUUCUUUUAUGUUUUUUUGCCUUGAAUUGUUCUUUUCUCUCUCUCCCUCUUUUGUUUAUUAGUGAACUUGUAUGUGAUAGUUCAAAGAUAGUUUAUAAUUUUAGAAGUUAAACAUUAAUUAUAGAAAUAAUGAUAUCUGCAUCGGCGCAGUUGUAAUUGCAACUGCAACAACAACGAUGCCACAACAAAAUAAGAAAAAUAAAUGUUGAAAAUUGA